AUGGCAAGAGGUAUCCGGGGACUGAGGAGAGCGGUACUAGAAUGUAUUAAACAGUUACCCGUCACAGCUGGCCGAGAAACACCUGAAAGGAUUGGCGUAAGGUAACUGCUGUUCAUGUUUUAUGUACAAUUGUAAAACAUGAAAACUUGCAAAUUACUUUUUUUUUUUUUUUACCAUAAAAAGUGCUAGCAUUAGCCUACCUACAGUUCGCAUUUUUCUCGAUGAAGCUAAAGUUCGCUAGCAGCUUGUUUGCUUACCUUGUCUCAGCUGCUUUGUGUCAAGCCGGUCAAUGGGAUUUUCUGGCUCAUAAACUAACUUUAGCAAACAACUUUAGUUAGCUUACUUAUUUAAGUUAUCUAACGUUAGCUAACAGAUUCUUAUAGCUAGCCAAACAUGUCCUUUUAGCUAACUGUUUUGACAACUAAUUAGGGCUGCUGCCUGAUUGCUAAACGUUAGCUAUGGCAGGGUUUCAUCAUGGCUACUCGGGACACAGUGGGCCCUGGGCAUGUGAGGUGGGUUACAAGUUCUGAGAAUACCUCUAUAAUCACACACUUUAUUUGUAAUAGUUGGUGGAAGAUUUGGGUCAUGGGAGGAUGGUCAAUUUCUCAUUUGGUUCUCGAACUGAAAACACCGACAGGUGUUCUUGAAAGCAUUGUAGUUGAGGUUUGCUACAGUUUGUGCAAAUUGUUAUUUUAUCAAUGGCAUGUUUACUUUUGGAAGGCUUGUUGGCUAGACUGUCUACUACCUCCUAGUAUCAGUCAGUGCCUGGCUGUCUCUGCCUCUGGCUGAAAUGGUUAACAUGUCAAAGGCAUUCAUCCAGUUAGCUAAGUGGCUGAAGUUAUAGAGAUAAGUCUGGACAACUUCCAUAUCGCCAGCUACCUGUGGUACGCAAUCUGUCUUUGGACAUUAUCUGGGGCUUAACGCCUCGAUCACACCGACAGUGUGAUUUUGCAAAAUGGUACACGGCAUCAUAUGGAUAUGUGUGCAACAAAAGUUCAACAUUCACCUUAUGCUACCAUUUUAUGUCAAGCCUCGAUCACACCAAGUGUUUUUGUGCAACAUUUUAAGCAGUAUCAUCUGGAUAUGUGUUCAACAUUCACCUUCUGUUACCAUUUCUGUCAAGCCGUCUUCGCAUACAGUUUGACUCAUACGUUCGAUAAAUCCAACAUAUGUAGCACACAGAACGCACUGCAACGCAAUGCUGCAAGUCAAAUGCAGCGUUCCAUCUGAAACGAAUGUACUUCUGGUGUACCAAAAUGCAAUAACACUGUCGGUGUGAUCGAGGCAUAAAGAUGCACUAUGCAGCAAUCGCUCCGUCAUUUCCUGGUGGCUAAAAUUCUAAUCGUUGCCUAAUUUAAGUUUGUGACAGAACAAGAAUCAUUGUACCAUCCUAACCAGCUGUGAAAUAUAUUUUCAAUAACCAAAAAUAUUGUAUUUUCAGCUGUGUGAAGCAGGUGUACAAAACCGAAAGUAAAAGGUGCAAAAACGAAACUUGAUCAUAGGAAGUAUAGAAAUAUUGCUCAUAGAACAGAUCUACACUUAGAUGUGCUUUCAAUUAGAAUGACAGAUCUAUAACUCACAUUUCUAUGGGAGUUUGGUUGGUCACCCAAAAAGUUACAUAUUGCAGCUUUAAGGGGCUACAGGUUUUCUUUGUUUGCCUGGCUCUCACAUGCAUGUGUUAGGUCACUGCCACUUACACCUCAAUCACACCUUCAGUGUCAUUGCGCAAAAAGUUAAACAUUUACCUUCUGCUACCAUUUCUGUUAAGCCAUCUACGCAUACAGUUUGACGCAUACAUUCGAUAAAUCCAACGUAUGCACUGCAACUGCCUCUGCAACGCAAUGCUGCAAGGCAACCGCAGCGUUCCAUUGGAAAAUAAUGUACUUCUUGUGUACGAAAAUGCAAUGACGCUGUUGGUGUGAUCGAGGCGGUAGGCACUGCCUAGCGUUUGAAACCAAACUCCUAGUUGCACUCCUCACUAUGCCAGGAGGAUGUUUAGGAAGGUGCUAAAUAGUUUAUAAUUGCACUGGGUCUUAGGAGUUCCCAUUCAAAAACACACUGCAUCUGCGCAGUAGGCUAAUUCAGUAGGUGCUCUUAAUCUGACUAUCAGUGUCUUAAAAUCCUAUGUGGAUUGAAGUUAAUUGAACUCACAAUUUUAUAAUUCCUCACACCAUUCAGUGCUACACAAAAUAACAACAUCACGCUGCAAAGUGACAUAAUACCCGAUCUGGUGGUGAUAAUAACUGUACUGUAGUCCAAUCAUGCCUCCCCAAUGCCGGCCUCCAGGGACGUUGUGUCCCCAUGUGUCAAUCACCAGCCAGGUGCAGCGGUGGCUAAGCUGCUGGCACCUGGCAGAUGGCCAUCAUCUGUUUCUGUCAGGGACACAGCUGCCACCACAAGCAUGUUCUCCACUGACGCUCCUCUCUCCUCAGCCAGACAGAAUGCAGCUAUCAUGGCUUUCACUAUGAUCCCACCGGCUCCUACUAUUCAGUUAUUUGGGAUUUACAGCAUUUCAUUUGAUUCAGUUGUCCAAUUGUUGUGUGUAUUGGUGUGCAUAUUGCCUUUCAUUGGAAUUAAACCACUGUUUGAAUAGUCCUAGGUGUGUGUUGAGGUUGUCCUCUGAGUCAGACAGAGAUUCCCUAAGGGGCAAAGGUGUUUUCUGACUCAGUCUUUUUUGCAAGUUUAAAAAAAAGUUUUUAUUUUCCUGGGGACUGGUUUCAACCACAUUAGCACAGAGUGAGAAAGUAGGCUAUGGUUGUCACUGGGGCAGCAGCAGUUGCAGGUGUGCUCACCGUGCAGAAUUCAGUGUGAUUGCUUACUGAACUGGAUCUCAACUGAAAAUGUGACAAACCUGGAGGACCCUGUGUCUUUCUCAGCUUCAAGCCUCUGUAGCUGACAAUCCUUUCUUUGGGCUAGUCACAUAGAGGGGAAAUCCGACCCUAGUUAAGCGGGCGUAAAUGGAAUGUAGCUAAUUUUCUUUGUUAUGCACUUUUCUCUCUGCCUAUUCUGACCUUGAACUUAAACAUGAGAAUAGCAUGCUAUAGACCCGCUAUUCGUUGGGGGUGGAGAUCGAAUAAAUUAGGGUGUGUCUACAGAUACGCUGUAUUCUGACCUUGACUCAAUUCCACCACCUUUACGUGCGAUGAAUAAGGUCGAGCAACCUGUCGGUUCCAAGUGGAACAAAUAACCCCAUUCUCCUGUACUGUAAUUUACAACUUGAUAAGAGGUAAAGGAGUAAGCAGUUCGGAUAAGGGGAUUGUAAAUAUAAAUGACAAUUGUUUUAGAUCUAUUUUACCUUAUGGUCGCUGGAGACAAAUGUGAAACCAGUCACAUGGCAGCAAACUGAAGCAUAUCAACACAUCACCUUUUCCACAGUGAAGUUUAAGAAAUGUUGGCCUUAUAACUUGGGAUGAAAUUUGGAGACAUUUACAUUUUAGUCAUUUAGCAGACGCUCUUAUCCAGAGCGACUUACAGUUAGUGAGUGCAUACAUUUUUUUUUCAUACUGGUCCCCCGUGGGAAACGAACCCACAACCCUGGUGUUGAAAACGCCAUGCUCUACCAACUGAGCUACACGGGACUACAAGCUAUAGGUUUCUUUAGCCAAGCGCAAAUGAUAGUAUAGUGCCAAACCUACUGAGUUGAUUUAUGAUUUCUAUAAUGUUUUAAUUAUAUGCCCAGACUUUUCACUGUAUUUUUAGUUUGUUUUACAGAGCAAAAUUCCGCAAGUAUAGCCAAGGCAUGUAGUGGUUGACUUUGCAUAUUUAUAGUUACUGGUAGCUUGUGGAAAGGGAUUCAAAGCAGUUGAUCUUAGUAACAAACAAACACUACCUGUUUUCACCAGAAAAUGUCCUGUUCCUUUUAUCCGUUUUUUGCUGUGUGGAUGUAUUGGCCCCUUCACAUGGUUGUUUGUUUUGUAAACGUCUGCAGUGUGAGAACAUGAGCUCAGAGACCUCUGAUGAACCAUUGGCCACUUACAUUGAUCUUGACAUAGUCAGCUUUGAUCUAACUUUAUUAAAAGCGCACCCUGCAGGCUCUGACAACCUGCAGCAGCCGAGUGUAAAGUUUAGAAUCCCGUACAUACGCAGAAUGUUUGGUUGUUCAGCUAUUGGGAAGAGGCAUCCAGAGAAUUCGGCCAUGCAGCCAGUCUGUACAUAGGAAUUCGACACUUAGUAAUUGGCCCCUUAGAAAUGAUUGUGAAUGUGACGCUGAGAUGUGACAAUCCAGUGUGUCUGGCAAACUGGCAAAUGAUAGGCCCUUAUGUUUUUCUCAGACUCUGACGCACCUCUCUCUCCUUGUUUUGGAACAGAUAUCUCUCCUCAUGUGGGAUCCUGAUGACGCGGGUGCCACCCCUCCUGGGGGUCAUGCCCGGGUCCAGAGUCAUCGUGGCCCCCACCCACUCCUUCUUCAACCUGGCUGACACCUUCAACAAGAGGAAGGAGUACUCCGAGAGACGUAUCAUGGGGUCAGUCACUGUGCCUCCUCCUUGAAAUCAGACCUGCCUCUGCCUGGGUUCAAAUACUGUUUGAAAUCUACUUUAGCCUACCUGGAAUGCCAGGUGGUCAUGGUUUGGGAGUUUUCUAUUGGUUCCAUUGCAACAGGCAAGUUCACUGGAGCACAGACAAAGUAGCCUAUUUGAAAUUAUUUCAAAUAGUAUUUAAACCCAAGUCUGCCUCCUAGAAAUGAAUAUAGAUACUCUGGUUUCUCAAUGUAUUAUCUGUCCUGCUCCCGCCAAUGACUCUCUCACGUAUCCAGUGAAGGUCAUAAUCACUAAAUCUUACGCUAUUUAAAGCAACCCACUCUGUGUCCAGGCUAGUUGCCAGGCUGUGAUGUAAUGAUUGGGUGGGAAAUUGCAAUAGUCUGACUGGCUGAAUUUAGUUAGUCCCCGGGCCAGUUGAUACAUGGGGGCAGAGAAUGUCAAUCAUCACUGUUAAGUAAGUCUUCUUCUGUUGACAACCUCCACCUACAUUACAAAUAGAAUUUAACUUAAGGUCAGAGUUUAGAGGACUAUUGGGUUAUAUGGGACUCUUUCCUCCUUCCUCUGUUAGAGAUGUUGACCCAGGCCUCUUCUCUUUGUCAGGUACUCUAUGUUGGAGAUGUAUGAAGUGGUAGCUGGGGUGGAGAACUACCUUCAUUUCGUUCCCUGGUGUAAGAAGUCUGACGUGGUGUUCCGGCGCUCAGGAUUCUGCAAGGCCAAGCUGACCGUGGGCUUCCCCCCUGUAGUGGAGAACUACACCUCGUUGGUCACCACAGUGCGCCCCCACCUGGUCAAGGUAAGGCACUGCAUGUAAUGUCUGGUAUCUCCCACCACUACUGUAUCUGCAGUGAGGGUACCUGGAUAGGUAUAAGGUGAGCAGCUGUGAUGUAGAUGGACACCGGGUAUGUUCCAGGCUGUCUUAAUUGCAGUUGCGUUGAAUAGAUCAGCUGUCACAUCGUCUGGAGAAGUGUUUAGCAUCUCAGGAACUACAUAAAUAUUAUAUAGCUAUCUUAUGAGAUUCGUAGCGCGCCUUUUAAUAAAGACGAGCUGGAAUGCAGCCACUGUGGUUAUAUCAGCAGUCUGACCUGUGUGUUGACCCCCAGGCUGCCUGUUCAGACGGUAAGCUCUUCAACCACCUGGAGACGGUGUGGCGCUUCAGUCCUGGCCUCCCUGGCUACCCUCGCACCUGCACUGUUGACUUCUCUGUAAGUACCUCAACACACUGCACUGUGGGUGUACAGGUGUGGGUGUCAUGGUUUGUGUAUCUUAUGUGUGUCCAUAUACGGUUCAAGUCGGAAGUUUACAUGCACUUAGGUUGGAGUCAUUAAAACUUGUUGUUCAACCACUCCACACAUUUCUAGUUAACAAACUAUAGUUUUGGGAAGUCGGUUAGGACAUCUACUUUGUGCAUGACACAAGUAAUUUUUCCAACAAUUGUUUACAGACAGAUUAUUUCACUUAUAAUUCACUAUCACAAUUCCAGAGGGUCAGAAGUUUACAUACACUAAGUUGACUGUGCCUUUUUAAACAGCUUGGAAAAUUCCAGAAAAUAAUGUCAUGGCUUUAGAAGCUUCUGAUAGGCUAAUUGACAUAAUUUGAGUCAAUUGGAGGUGUACCUGUGGAUGUAUUUCAAGGCCUACCUUCAAACUCAGUGCCUCUGCUUGACAUCAUGGGAAAAUCAAAAGAAAUCAGCCAAGACCUCAGAAAAACAAUUGUAGACCUCCACAAGUCUGGUUCAUCCUUGGGAGCAAUUUCCAAACGCCUGAAGGUACCACAUUCAUCUGUACAAACAAUAGUACGCAAGUAUAAACUCCAUGGGGCCACGCAGCCAUCAUACCGCUCAGGAAGGAGACGCGCUCUGUCUCUUAGAGAUUAACGUACUUUGGUGUGAAAAGUGCAAAUCAAUCCCAGAACAACAGCAAAGGACCUUGUGAAGAUGCUGGAGGAAACGGGUACAAAAGUAUCUAUAUCCACAGUAAAACGAGUCCUAUAUCGACAUAACCUGAAAGGCCACUCAGCAAGGAAGAAGCCACUGCUCCAAAACCGCCAUAAAAAAGCCAGACUACGGUUUGCAACUGCACAUGGGGACAAAGAUCAUACUUUUUGGAAAAAUUUCCUCUGGUCUGAUGAAACAAAAAUAGAACUGUUUGGCCAUAAUGACCAUCGUUAUGUUUGGAGGAAAAAGGGUGUGGCUUGCAAGCCGAAGAACACCAUCCCAACCGUAAAGCACGGGGGUGGCAGCAUCAUGCUGUGGGGGUGCUUUGCUGCAGGAGGGACUGGUGCACUUCACAAAAUAGAUGGCAUCAUGAGGAAGGAAAAUGAUGUGGAUAUAUUGAAGCAACAUCUCAAGACAUCAGUCAGGAAGUUAAAGCUUGGUCGCAAAUGGGUCUUCCAAAUGGACAAUGACCCCAAGCAUACUUCCAAAGUUGUGGCAAAAUGGCUUAAGGACAACAAAGGCAAGGUAUUGGAGUGGCCAUCACAAAGCCCUGACUUCAAUCCUAUAGAAAAUGUGUGGGCAGAACUGAAAAAGCGUGUGCGAGCAAGGAGGCCUACAAACUUGACUCAGUUACACCAGCUCUGUCAGGAGGAAUGGGCCAAAAUUCACACAACUUAUUGUGGGAAUCUUGUGGAAGGCUAUCCGAAACAUUUAAACCCAAGUUAAACAAUUUAAAGGCAAUGCUACCAAAUACUAAUUUAGUGUAUGUAAACUUCUGGUAAUGUGAUGAAAGAAAUAAAAGCUGAAAUAAAUCAUUCUCUCUACUAUUAUUCUGACAUUUCACAUUCUUAAAAUAAAGUGGUGAUCCUAACUGACCUAAGACAGGGAAUCUUUACUAGGAUUAAAUGUCAGGAAUUGUGAAAAACUGAGGUUAAAUGUAUUUGGCUAAGGUGUAUGUAAACUUCCGACUUCAACUGUAUGUGUCUGCUUAAGAGCUAGCUAUCUAUUUCUGCUAUCUUUGGCACAGUUUUUCUCACACACAUGCAUGUAUACAAUAUCAUAUGUCUAGAUCACUUUCUCACCCAAACUCCCACUCUCCGUCUCUCCUCUCUCCAGAUCUCCUUUGAGUUCCGCUCCCUGCUGCAUUCCCAGCUGGCCACGGUUUUCUUUGACGAGGUGGUGAAGCAGAACGUGUCCGCAUUUGAGAGGCGGGCCGGUAAACUGUACGGAGCACAGACCAUGAUCCCCAGAGAGCUCAUGUUUCAUGAGGUCCACCACACGUAG
Messenger RNA from Coregonus sp. 'balchen', 7695 nucleotides. NCBI's taxonomy places the organism in Eukaryota, Metazoa, Chordata, Actinopteri, Salmoniformes, Salmonidae. The record is from the annotation of a GenBank genome assembly.